CGGGACCGAGCGAGAGACGCAGACGGAGCCGCCGAGCAGCACAGCAGAGCCUAAACAUGACGACCAACAUCCGAUACAAGAGCAGGUCGAUGAAAUCCGAGGACAGUGAGGACAAGCAGUAUGUCGGCUUUGCCACGCUUCCUAACCAGGUCCACAGAAAGUCAGUGAAGAAGGGCUUUGACUUCACUCUGAUGGUGGCAGGGGAAUCUGGACUGGGCAAGUCUACACUAGUCAACAGUCUGUUUCUCACAGACCUCUAUAAAGACAGAAAACUGCUCAAUGCAGAAGAGCGCAUUAAUCAGACGGUUGAGAUCACCAAACACACAGUGGACAUCGAGGAGAAAGGAGUGAAGCUCAAACUCACUAUUGUGGACACGCCGGGGUUUGGAGACGCUGUCAAUAAUAAUGAAUGUUGGAGGCCCAUCACAGACUACAUUGACCAGCAGUUUGAGCAGUACUUCAGAGAUGAGAGCGGACUGAACAGAAAGAACAUUUUGGACAACAGAGUUCACUGCUGUUUGUACUUCAUCCCACCAUUUGGACACGGUUUGCGGCCGGUGGAUGUGGAGUUCAUGAAGGCUUUACAUGAGAAAGUCAACAUCAUUCCUCUGAUCUCCAAAGCAGACUGUCUGACCCCCACUGAGGUCAAAAAGCUCAAGGACAGGGUACGAGACGAGAUUGAGCGUUUCGGGAUUAAAGUCUAUCAGUUUCCUGAGUGUGACUCUGAUGAAGAAGAGGAGUUCAAACAGAUGGACAAAGAGCUGAAGGAGUGUACUCCGUUUGCUGUCAUUGGCAGUAAUACAGUGGUGGAGGCCAGAGGUCAAAGGGUUAGAGGUCGUCUUUACCCCUGGGGUAUUGUGGAAGUGGAGAAUCAGUCACACUGUGACUUUGUGAAGCUGAGGAACAUGUUGAUUCGCUCUCAUAUGCACGACCUGAAAGAUGUGACAUGUGACGUACAUUAUGAAAACUACAGAGCUCACUGCAUCCAGGAGAUGACCAGUAAACUUGCACAGGAUAACCGCACAGACAGUCCAUUACCCAUCCUGCCUCUGCCAACACCAGAUGUAGAGACAGAGAAACUCAUCAAGAUGAAGGAUGAAGAGCUGAAGAGAAUGCAGGAGAUGCUGGAAAAGAUGCAACAACAGAUGCACGAGAAAGACCAGUGAUACACACACUACAGCCUCACAGCACCCUUCAGAUGUGAAUGCAUUUAAAUGAUACUGUACAACUGUCAUAUCUACAGCUCUGCUCAUCAGCUCGGUGCUUCUGUCUGCUGGAUCAAAUAUGGCGUCAUGUGAUUCAUCAUGUGGUAAAUACUGAGGAACGUACAUAAACCAGUGUAACUUAAGUUAACUUCUAAAGGGAUCUAAUUUAUAAUUAUGUUUUUUUAUUUUUAUUUGCUUAGCCAGAUGAAUGUGUGUGAGAGUGUUUUCUGAAGCAGUGCAGAGUUUAUUCAUGUGUGUUUGAGAGAGACUGAUGCCUUUUGCUAUGAAUUUGUUGGCGUUUUAUUUUCUGCAGUGAAUGUGAGAAUACAGUUAUGUUUUCAAUAAACAUACUCGGUCCUGACGGAUGGUUUUUGCUUGUUUUAUAAGAGUAAUCAUCAGAAUAAGAUAUAUUAUUAUUAUCAGUGUUAAUGGCCUUUAAUAAUUUAAUAAUUUAUAUUAUUAUGUCAGUUGUUCUGUAAAUCUUGAAGUUAAGCUUGCUAAUAAAUGUGAAUAAUGUA
Molecule: messenger RNA, 1723 nt
Organism: Danio rerio (zebrafish)
Lineage: Eukaryota; Metazoa; Chordata; Actinopteri; Cypriniformes; Danionidae
Gene: septin5a
Product: septin 5a
Cellular component (GO): septin complex; cytoplasm
Molecular function (GO): GTP binding
Source: RefSeq, marked provisional